Molecule: messenger RNA, 149 nt
Organism: Dentiscutata erythropus
Lineage: Eukaryota; Fungi; Glomeromycota; Glomeromycetes; Diversisporales; Gigasporaceae
Source: the annotation of a GenBank genome assembly
ACGAAUCAUUGCAUGAAAUUAUAAUUGAAUCUAUUAAAGAAAUAAAAAGAUGGAAUUAUCCUUGCAUAGAAUAUUUCACAAUCUAUUCUUAUAAAGAAUGGUCCUUAGGUCAUUUUGAAAAUUGGGCCAACACGAAUCAUAACCAGUAG